Messenger RNA from Lactuca sativa (garden lettuce), 1036 nucleotides. RefSeq lists its product as uncharacterized. Gene Ontology annotation, molecular function: zinc ion binding. The record is from RefSeq and is a predicted model, not a curated record. Lineage: Eukaryota; Viridiplantae; Streptophyta; Magnoliopsida; Asterales; Asteraceae.
UAGUAAGAGAGUCCUUUUCUUUGCGUUUCAUUUUCAACACUGACACCCACCUCCAGCACCACCUCCUUCACACACACCGAUAUACCAUUUUUACACUCCACAGAUUUCCCCACAAAUAUGUCUUCUAUCGAUAAUUUUGCUGACGUUGAAGUACCAGCUGUUGGAAUGGGAGCGCUUCCUGCCCGACGCCGCCGCCGUCGUGGCCGUUCCAGCCGUCGGCGCCGACCUUCUCAUGCUUUUAGCAGCGAAGCUGCCACCACUGACGGCGGUAGCAGCUUUGGAUUAUCUGACUCCGAUGCGCAGUCCUCCGCGCGUCUCGAUUCAUCCGUCGCCGGUGACGAAUGUGGGUCUUCUGGAAUCUUCUCCUACAAUCACAGCCGCAUGGAGUCAUCAUCAGAUGAGAUUGAUUUGGAGAGUGGGGAAUUGGAGAUGAAGGUGCAUUCUUCUAUUAAAAACGAGAAACAAUGUCGAAUUUGCCAUCUGAAUUUUGAGGUUAGUGACGUUGAUCAGGCGGAGGAUGAGGAUGAUGGUGGUGGUGGUUGCGGUGGUGGUGAUCCAAUUGAGUUGGGGUGUAAUUGCAAGGGGGAUCUGGGUGCUGCUCACAAACAAUGUGCAGAAACUUGGUUCAAAAUCAAGGGAAACAUGACUUGUGAGAUUUGUGGAGCGAUUGCACAAAAUGUUGGUGGGGAUCAGACAAAUGAGGCGAGCAAUGCAACCGUUGAAACAGAGGUGGUUGAACGAUCAGCCACCGGCCCCAUGGUGGUGGCUACCGAGCCACGUAACUUCUGGCAGGGUCGCAGAAUCAUGAAUAUCUUGUUGGGUUGCAUGGUUUUUGCAUUUAUCAUUUCUUGGCUUUUUCACUUUAAUGUAUUGCCUUAAUUCAGAUUAUUUUAUUUAAAAAAAAAAAAAAAAAAAAGUAACAAUUGAUGUUUCUUAGUGUAUGUGUGUAUGGAAUGAACGUUGGAUUACAAAAGUGUACAUAUACUUGUAAGUUGUAAGCCUGGAAUUAUAUGUUUCAUGAUCUUUUCGAGUUCAA